AUGCUUGGUUCAAAAGAUUUGAUAAUUGUACCUGAAAAGCAUGUACUGGAUUCGCCUGGACAUUUUGCAAAGAUUUGGAAGAAGAUUGAAAUUGCCAAACAGAACCUUGCUUAUAACAAAGAUGUGACGAUAUCAAGCCUUCAUGUAAACGAGACAGUUGCGUCUCAUGCUGUAGAUGGAAACAGGGGUACAGAGUUCUACUCCUGUGCACAGACAGAUUAUGGAAACCCUUCUUGGCUACAGGUCGACUUAGGGAACGAAGCAGUUGUCAGAUCUGUUAUUAUAAUCAGCAUUAAGAAUGAAUUCAGGACGAUGAAAAACUUCAGUGUAAAGGUUGGUAAUGGUUAUGGAACUGGAAGACGAAAUUCUACAUGUGCUUUAGGAUUGAAUAUCCCAGAAUCAACUAACAGUUUGUCAGUUGAUUGUCCAGUGAAUACUAUCGGUCGUUACAUCACUGUCAGCGUCGUUGGCCAUUUAGAACUUUGUGAGAUAGAAGUGUUUGGCAAGUUUCUAUUCUAA
This is a messenger RNA of Rhopilema esculentum, 519 nucleotides long. Its product is annotated as fucolectin-2. NCBI's taxonomy places the organism in Eukaryota, Metazoa, Cnidaria, Scyphozoa, Rhizostomeae, Rhizostomatidae. The record is from RefSeq and is a predicted model, not a curated record.